Molecule: messenger RNA, 3865 nt
Organism: Phycodurus eques (leafy seadragon)
Lineage: Eukaryota; Metazoa; Chordata; Actinopteri; Syngnathiformes; Syngnathidae
Gene: col24a1
Product: collagen alpha-1(XXIV) chain
Exons: 43
Coding region: 296-3865 (1189 amino acids)
Cellular component (GO): basement membrane
Source: RefSeq, a predicted model, not a curated record
GGCACAUAGCGCGAACCACCACUGCCCGGAGGUAACGACGGACAGACACAUCGACAGUCGUUACCUGCGCCGCGCGUCUCCAGUUUGGAUCAAGAAGCGAUCCGGCGAGAGGCAAGAGAUCUCUCUUGUGGACUAUCUCGCCAUGAGGAAUCUCUGAGCUGGCAGUAACAUAACUCCCGCGGCCGCUCGAAGCUUCCCCUCGGCUGCUUCCAAAGGCUUUGCCCAUGAGCAGGUAUCCUUUCGAGUGUGAUUCUGUUUUCACCCAGAUUUCUGCUGCCUGGACAAAUGCAUACAAAUGCAUUUAGGAGCUCAACGGACAAGGAGUGGACACGUUUCCGCGGCAGCGACGUGGAACUUUCUACUGCUCCUGUCAGUAUGCUCUGCAGCACUCUCUGGAGAAGAAGACGACCGAGCUCAAGGAGUGGAUAUCCUCUAUCAACUCGGGCUCACAGUUCAGAGUAUAACAGACCAUCCAUACGAAAGAUCUGCCAAACCUUCAGCCACAUAUACCACUGUUCCCUCAACUAUAAAUCUCCCAUUUUCUGGACAUGGGGUAAUACUAGAUUCAAACUCUCUUUAUGAGGCUCCUGUGGGCAGUCUCUUUCCUCCAGAGUUUGGUGAGGAGUUUUCUGUUGUUAUAAGUGUAAGCUCCUGGCGAGCAAAGAACGCUUUUAUUUUCAGUGUCAGAGAUGGUAGAGACAGACUGCGGUUUGGCAUUCAGCUCCUGCCACGCAGAGUGGUGGUCUACACAGCAGAGAAAGCAGCCAUCUACUUUACCUACAACUGGCAUGAUGGGCACCAGCGUCCUUUUGCUAUUGGUGUUCGCGCACGCUCAGUGUCCUUCUAUUCGGAUUGUGGAGCAGUACACCAGCGGGAGCAAACCCUGGGGAGGUCUCAGACACUUAGGAAUUCUGGUGGUCAAUUCACUUUGGGGAGGCUGAACCUUAAAGCUGCACCAUUCAAUGGGCGAAUUUGCCAACUAGAUAUAUAUCCUUCGGCCCAAGCUGCUGCACACUAUUGCAACUACCUUAGAAAACAGUGCCGGCUGGCUGACACGUACCGAUCGUCUUUGGGACAUCAUGGUUUGACUAUCGAGGCAAAAGAUAGCCCCUUUAAUACCGUAACAAUGUCCUCUCUUGGAACAGCAAAUAUUCAUCAAAUGCUGAUGAAUUCCAAGGGAACAGUGGCCUCUGACAGUGUGCGCAAAUAUUAUUCAACUCCAAGCCCUAUACCAGAAGCGCAUCUCGAAGACCAGAGCCACAUUUCUGCAUUUGAAACCCUUGUGAAGUCUUCUAUAUCCUCUGAUCACGCUGACAGAGAAAAUUCCGCUACUCACAGUGGGCAACCAGGUCUGGAUUUCAUAGUAACUGUAACCACAUCCAAAAACAUGUUGGCCAAAGGACCGAGACUCCAAGGGGAAGGACUCUGGAACAUCUCCAUAAUCAACUCCGGGGACUCAAGUGUUGGUCCUCAAGAGGGUCAGCAGCAACUGGAGACUCAUCCAAUGGCUGGUGACACCACUUUUUAUCAUGAAAAUAAUGUAGACUCCUUAGAGCAACAUCAACUGGAUGGCAGCUAUGAUGACCGGAACAUGGGCGGAUAUGAUUAUGGGUACGAAGAGGCAGACCUCUUGUAUGACUAUGAAGAUGGCUGGCGUGGCCCCAAAGGAGAGCUGGGUCUUUCGGGUCCUCCUGGUCCCCCUGGUUUACCUGGUCCUCAAGGAGCAAGAGGCACUAGGGGUCCCAAUGGUCCACCCGGAAAGCCUGGACCAGCAGGACCACCUGGACCCAAGGGUGCAAAGGGAGACCCAGGGCUAUCUCCAGGUCAAGCUUCACCAGGAGAAAAGGGUGACAAAGGGCCACCAGGUCUGGUUGGUUCUGAUGGAUUUCCAGGUUUGCAGGGUCCAAAAGGUUAUCCAGGACCACCUGGGCUACCAGGAGAACAAGGCAUACCAGGACUUCCUGGGGAAGCCGGGUCUGCAGGUUACCCUGGCAGGCAGGGUGCUACUGGCCCAGAAGGUAACCCGGGGCCUAAGGGGAUUCGUGGUUUCAUUGGACUUCCUGGUAUAGCUGGGCCACCAGGACUGGAGGGGGAGAAAGGCAUACUUGGUCCUCCUGGAAAACCUGGUAUCAAAGGAAGACAGGGUGUGGUGGGUGAAAUUGGUGAACGGGGGCCAACUGGUCCUGAUGGCAGUGAGGGACUUGUUGGUGGUACUGGUAUUGCCGGCUUUCCGGGCCUAAGGGGAGACCUGGGCCCUGAGGGUCCUCGAGGAUUGCCUGGUAUGGUCGGACCGAAGGGACCAGCCGGACGAGCUGGCCUGCCUGGAUUGAAAGGUGAUAAGGGUGAAGUGGGACAACGGGGUGAACCAGGAGAGAUUGGUUACCAUGGUGAUAAGGGUGUUCCUGGUAUAUCUGGUCCUCCCGGUCCAAGAGGAAAACCUGGACCACUGGGUAGAAUUGGAGAAGGUGGGCUACAAGGCCCACCAGGCCCUCCCGGACCAGAGGGUUUUCCAGGAGACAUCGGCAUGCCUGGGCCAAAUGGACCACCUGGACCAAAGGGUUUGCAAGGUGCUAGGGGUGUCCAAGGCCCAAUAGGACCAAAAGGAACACAGGGUGAAGAAGGUCCACUUGGUCCAUCUGGGAAUUCUGGUCCAAAUGGGCGACCUGGAAGGAAAGGCUAUAUAGGUGAACCUGGUCCAGAUGGUCUGCUGGGAGAGAAAGGGGACAUUGGAAAUGUUGGAAAAAUUGGACCACAAGGUCUUGUAGGCCUCAUAGGGACAGCUGGCAUGAGCGGAGGUCCCGGUGAAAAGGGUGACCGUGGACCGACAGGUUCAACAGGUCCAGCAGGAGAGAAAGGGCCACGAGGAUAUCCUGGGUUACCUGGGAAUCCUGGGGACAUCGGCAUGCAAGGUACACCUGGACUACAGGGGAAGAGAGGGAGUCCCGGCAGUGCCGGUACAAAGGGCCGUAGGGGGCCUCGAGGUCCUGAUGGCCCGCUGGGAGAACCAGGCCUCCAGGGCGCCAAGGGGGAAAUUGGUGAUAUUGGGAUAAAUGGAGAACCAGGUUUCAUAGGCAAAGUUGGCAUUCCAGGAGAGAGAGGCCUCCCUGGGAAGCCUGGUAAACCAGGUAUUCCAGGCAAUACAGGGGAUAGGGGACCCCACGGUGAUGCUGGACCCAGAGGACCUCCUGGAGAGGCAGGACCUGAUGGAGAGCAAGGACCUGAUGGUGGCCCUGGUGUAGAGGGGGAACCAGGUGCAGUUGGAGAGCCAGGGUUAAAGGGUGAUGUUGGGCCUCCAAGAGCAGAAGGAGAGCAGGGACAAGAAGGAAUUAGAGGCCCUCCUGGUCCACCUGGUGAAGAGGGUCCACAAGGGAAUGAUGGACCCAAGGGUGAGUCUGGUGAGUGGGGUCCAGGAGGGGAGCCAGGGGACAAAGGGAUAGAAGGAGCCCCUGGAUCUGCAGGGCCACCUGGACAACCUGGGAAACAGGGCUUCCGUGGGCCAGAAGGAAAACCAGGGUCACCAGGAAACAGGGGACGCAGUGGAAAGAAGGGUGAGAGAGGUCCCUCUGGUCUUGUUGGUGAACCUGGAGACCGUGGAGACAUUGGCCCCCCAGGCGAGGCGGCGCCAAAAGGUGCCAGAGGAACUCGAGGGCCUCCUGGUCGGCCUGGGAUCAUGGGUAUGGAGGGGCAACCGGGAUUGGCAGGAUACACAGGUCAUCCUGGCAAGCAGGGGCCCAUUGGACCCCCAGGGCCUAAAGGUGAAAAGGGUUAUCCAGGUGAGGACAACAAGACCCCAGGACCACCAGGGCCCUUAGGUGAACCAGGGACACCAGGGAGAGCGGGGAGAUCGUGGAGAGCCAGGAGAUGA